Messenger RNA from Haliaeetus leucocephalus (bald eagle), 2536 nucleotides. It is a transcript of the gene COG7, whose product is annotated as component of oligomeric golgi complex 7. NCBI's taxonomy places the organism in Eukaryota, Metazoa, Chordata, Aves, Accipitriformes, Accipitridae. The transcript has 17 exons. Gene Ontology annotation, cellular component: COG complex. The record is from RefSeq and is a predicted model, not a curated record. The coding region runs from base 72 to 2381 and encodes 769 amino acids. Gene Ontology annotation, biological process: intracellular protein transport; retrograde vesicle-mediated transport, Golgi to endoplasmic reticulum; Golgi organization.
CGGCCGGCCUGUCCCCGCCGCGGGCCCGGGGGCGAGACGAGGUGAGGUGAAGUGAAGGCAAGGCGGCGGCGAUGGAUUUCUCCAGGUUCCUGUCGGAUGACUUUGAGGUGAAGAGCUGGGUGAACGCGGCCUUCCGGGCCGUGCAGCAGGAGGCCCCCGGGAAGGUGGACGCCCACGCCGCUACCCUGGUGAUGAAGUUGCAGCUCUUCAUCCAGGAGGUCAACAACGCCGUGGAAGAAACAAGCCACCAGGCUCUCCAGAACAUGCCCAGAGUCCUCCGGGAAGUGGAGGUCUUGAAACAGGAGGCAACGUUCCUGAAGGAGCAAAUGACCCUUGUUAAAGAAGAUAUCAAGAAAUUUGAAGAAGACACAGCUCAGUCAAUGCAGGUCCUGGUAGAGAUUGACCAAGUGAAAUCUAGAAUGCAGUUGGCUGCCGAGUCACUUCAGGAAGCAGACAAAUGGAGCACGUUAAGUGCAGACAUUGAAGAGACUCUUAAAACACAGGAUGUGUCUGUGAUUUCGGCCAAACUAACAAGUAUGCAGAGCAGUCUGGCUAUGCUUGUGGAUACACCAGAUUACUCCGAGAAGUGUGUGCAUCUUGAGGCUCUGAAGAACCGACUAGAAGCUAUGGCCAGCCCUCAGAUUGUUGCUGCUUUUAAUUCCCAGUCUGUAGAUCAGGCAAAAACGUUUGUUAAAGUCUUCACUGAAAUUGAUCGGAUGCCCCAGCUUCUUGCUUAUUAUUAUAAAUGCCACAAGGUGCAGCUGGUGGCCGUGUGGCAGGAUCUUUGCCAAAGUGACUUAAGCUUAAAUCGCCAGUUGACUGAACUGUAUGACACGCUCCUUGGGACCUGGCACUCACAGCUUCAGUGGGCAGCACAGGUUUUCAAGAACCCCCAUGAAAUUGUGACUGUGUUGUUGAUUCAAACUCUGGGAGCGUUGGUGCCUUCCAUCCCUGUCUGCCUCAGCACUGCCGUGGAAAGAACGGGCCAAAACACCAAGCUGAAUAAGCUGCUGGAGCUCUAUGAUGCCACCAUCCACUUCGCAAAAGGGCUGGAAGUAGCAAUGCUGCCAAACUUGAAGGAGCAGAACCUGGUAAAAGUGAUGGAACUGGUGGAAGCGGUGUAUGGUCCGUACAAGCCCUAUCAACUUGAGUAUGGAGACUUGGAAGAAGAAAAUCUCCUCAUUCAGAUCAGUGCAGUGCCAUUGGAGCAUUGGGAAGUAAUUGACUGUGUCCAGGAACUGAACCAUUCAGUCAGCAAACUCUUCAUUCUGGCCUCUGGAGCCAUCGACAACUGCAUUAAACUCACUGAUGGACUGGGAGUGUGUGGGCUCCUUAAGGCCCUGAAAGCUCUGUUCACAAAGUAUACAUCUGACUUUACGAAUACAUUGCAGUCUAUACGAAAGAAAUGUAAGCUGGAUGAUGUCCUAUCAGAUUCCCUUUUCCAGGAGGACUGGACUGCAUUCCAAAACUCUGUCCGGAUAAUUACUACUUGUGGUGAGCUCCUUCGUCAGUGUGGAGACUUUGAGCAGCAACUGGCCAACAGGAUUUUAUCAACUGCUGGGAAGUAUCUCUCGGACUCCUACAGCCCUUGUAGUUUUUCUGGCUUUCAGGAUACCAGUUCUGCAGAAAAGAAGAGCUCCGUAAAGAAUCCCUGGCAGGAGUACAAUUAUCUUUUGAAGGAGAAUCCAUCCGAGUAUGCCAACCUUAUGGAAACACUUUACACUCUAAAGGAAAAAGGUACGAGUAACCACAACCUGUUGUCUUCAUCGCGAUCUGCCCUAAGCCGCCUCAACCAGCUGGCACACCACUUGGCUUUUGAUUCUGUUUUUCUUCGCAUCAAACAACAACUCUUACUCAUUUCAAAGAUGGAGGGUUGGAAUUCUGGUGGCAUUGGUGAGACCCUGACAGAUGACCUGCCAAACUUCAGCCUGACUCCUCUGGAAUACAUCAGCAAUAUUGGGCAAUAUAUUAUGUCACUUCCUCUCCACCUUGAGCCAUUUGUCACUCAGGAGGAUUCUGCUUUGGAACUGGCAUUACAUGCUGGAAAACUGCCUUACCCCCCAGAACAAGGAGAUGAAUUACCUGAGCUGGACAACAUGGCUGACUACUGGCUGGGCUCCAUUGCCAGAGCUACAAUGCAAACUUACUGCGAAGUUAUCCUGCAAAUACCAGAGCUCACAGUACAUUCGACAAAGCAGCUUGCCACCGACAUUGAUUAUCUCAUAAACGUGAUGGAUGCCCUCGGCCUUCAGCCAUCAAGAACACUGCAAAAUAUUGUAACUCUGUUGAAGGCAAAACCAGAGGACUACCGGCAAGCUGCAAAAAGUGUGCCCCGCAGAAUGGCCAGCAGCAUCGGUGCAAUGAGAGGCCUGGAGUGUUAGCUGUAAUGUCCCUGCUGCUGGACACUGUUCAAGGGCUGAACUGUUUGGGUUGAUUUUAUUUCCCUAUAAACUUUGCAAGAACAGUGAAAAUAUCUCUGGGGAUUAGGGCAAUUUAUUUCUGAAUAUCUUUUAAUAAAUGUCUUUGUCUAGGAAAA